Messenger RNA from Bursaphelenchus okinawaensis, 1667 nucleotides. NCBI's taxonomy places the organism in Eukaryota, Metazoa, Nematoda, Chromadorea, Rhabditida, Aphelenchoididae. The record is from the annotation of a GenBank genome assembly.
AUGGUUACUGAGAAACUGGAUCUUGUUGUAUUAGACAUGACAAGAAACACAAUCCACAACAUAUGCCACAUAGACGUUCAGCCUGAAAAGAUUUGGGAGAUAGUUUUGGUACAUAUUUUGAACCAGAAAGACGAUGUCAUCGUGAAUCGUAGGUUUACCAGAGUUUAAGUGACAUACUAUACAAUAUCUAAAAAAGGUGUUGACAAACUAACUUAUCGUUAAAACUGAAUUUUCAUAAUUUUAUUAAACAUCAACAAUAUAAAGUUGUUAAUUCAGAACCCACCGAAUUGAAACUAUUUCGCAUUCAUACUGGUGAAUGCAUUCAUGCUUUUACAAAAGGAUGCACAAGCCCAGUAAUGAGUCACAACUUAAUUUUAGAUGCCACAUUGCGACAGGUAAGUCAGUUAUAUAUUUUAAAACGGAAUUAACAAGAAGGGGGGGGGCAAAAAUUCUCGUUGUCUCCAUCCUCUUUGGCCGUGAAUUGCGAGAAUUCCUGCCUUGUCACAACAGGAAUCCUCGCCUUCCCCCCCCUCUGUUUUUAGUUCCAAAAAGCACUGAGGACGGUAACCCCCCCCCCCCCCCCCCAUUUUACACUUACUAGGGAAUUGCACCAAAUAUCCCUCGGCUUUUCACGAGACCUAUAUAGGAUGAAAGAGCAUAAAAAGCUGCCGGGAAAACUGUUUUCAGAACCUGCUAAAUAGAUUCGGCUAGCGAGAUAUUAGCAAUUAAAGGAUUUACAUAGGGAUUUCUACUUGGUCAUUCUCAUUCGUCUUGAACAAAACGAAUGGAUUGAAGCUUCAAUCCAAUGUGGUCGAGUGGUUAGGAAGUUAGUCUAGGGUGCAGAAGGGGGUUCGAAUACCGUCGAUUUCAUUUUGGCGCUAAGCCAUGAUGAAAAGAAUUUUUGGCUAGCCAAACAAUAUUUUGAUUAAAAAAAAUAUUUUUUAUCGUAUUUUUUGCUUAAAGACACUUUUAGAAAAAUAUAAUUCUCAAAAAAUAUCAUUUUUUGAAAUUUAAAGCUAAACCUUGUAAACAUAUAAAGAUAUAGAGCAUACUGUAACUCGCUAGCCAAGGCCAUUUAGCAGUUUUUGAAAACAGUUUUCCCGGUAACUUUUUAUGCUCUUUCAUCCUAUAUAGGUCUUGUUCAAAAAGCCGUGGUAUAUUUGGUGCAAUUCCCUAGUUAAUAAUAAAUUAACUUUUAGGCAAUCUGGUACAAUGAAACUAAAAAACGGUGGGAUAUUAAGUUUUAUUCAAAGCCAAUCAAGCUGGAAUAUUAUAAACACGUAUGUCUACCUAUGACCAACGUUCAUUCUAUUUACAAUCGGUGGCGUGAAGGUGUGAUUGCCCCUAUGGUAUACGUUGAUUUUAGUAAAAGUAAGUAUUUACAAAGAUUUUGUUGAAUUAGUUAACAUAACUUACCUUAGGAUCGUCUUUUAUGUGUAAAAACUUCUUAUUAUGUAAAAGCUUAACUCUAAACAAAUUUAAAAAUUAAAAAGAAUCCAUUUUAUUUUAUAUUUCCAGCCAAUCUAAGCUUUAAAGAGUUUGAUCACCGAUAUAGGAUUAUGCUAAAGCAUCCGCCAGAACUUCUCCGAAACAUCAAAUUAGACGGACUUUGCAAGAAAGAACAAAUGAAGCUCAUUCAGGACAGAUUUAAUCGUAUGAUAUUUUAA